Messenger RNA from Lytechinus pictus (painted urchin), 7049 nucleotides. RefSeq names its product methylcytosine dioxygenase TET3-like. The record is from RefSeq and is a predicted model, not a curated record. Gene Ontology annotation, molecular function: DNA 5-methylcytosine dioxygenase activity. Bases 21 to 4205 code for a protein of 1394 amino acids. Lineage: Eukaryota; Metazoa; Echinodermata; Echinoidea; Temnopleuroida; Toxopneustidae. Gene Ontology annotation, cellular component: nucleus. Gene Ontology annotation, biological process: positive regulation of transcription by RNA polymerase II. The transcript has 7 exons.
GAGGCACUGAUGGACAGGACAUGUCAAAGGCACAGUACCUACCCAAUGUACCAGUCUCUGAUGGAGCACCGCCAAACCAGGUGGUGGGUAAGAACGGUCAAGUCAUGCAGUGGAACUCUGCAGCACCCAACCCACCAUCUCAACAGCAGAUGAUGAAUGGCUACUCUGAACAGUAUCCCCACCACCUACCAAACCACCACCUUCCUCAGCAUCCGCCACAAGCACAGCAGCAACCACCACCACCGCCACAGCAGCCACAGGCACAGCCACAACUCAAAGGAGAAGACACACCAAAGAUCGGCCAAGAGCUGUCCAGGAAGGAAGCACUACCCAAGAUGCUUCCAGGAGAGCCAAUGCCAAAGACUGCCAAAGGAAUGGAGGGCAAACCGAGCAAGGAACAUGGUCUCUCUGCAUUCUCACCAACUCCUGAUUCGGUUAGUAAGCCUCGAGCACCAGCUCAUACACCGCCCGGAAUGGCUAGAGAUUUGGCUGAAAGACAUUACUAUGAAAAGAUGGUGCAACAGCAGCAACAACAACAGCAACAAAAACUUGCUGACCCCCAUGAAAUUGCUGCGGCUGCUGCUGCAGCUGCUGCAGCAGCACACAGAAGCAUUCCACCCAAGAACUACCCACAUCAUCCUCAUCACCUCUCAAUGCCCCAUAAACCUGAAAUGAACAAUCACGCCCCAUCAAAGAAAGAAGCCGUACCUCCAGGAGGGGUUGUGGUUGGAACUCCUGUACCUCCUCCCGAUAAGAAAUCCCUCUCCCCUGUCGAUGCUGCAGAGUCUUUGCUUUCAUUAAGUACUACACUACCUGAUAAAUCAAUACCAUUCACAGCCGGUAAUUCUUUCAGUCAUGCCAAGCCUUCUGUGAGCACCAUGAUGCUUGCACCUCUACCCCAACCGGUUAAGAAAGAGAGCACUGGAUCAAAAAGUACUCCUAUCCCCCGCCCAUCUGAAAUCACGUCCUCAGCUGCCCCAACAAAGAUUCCCUUGAACCCGCUGGAACCUGCCCAUCCGGAUGGAGUCGCUGCCCGAGCAGAAGUCCAGAAGCUCGCCCGACAGGUCCCAAGCCCCUACAGCAAUAUCAUGCUACCGACCAUCGUGCAAAAGACGGACGGUAGGUCGGGACUGGCCAAGACCGCACUUUCCAUGAGCUCCCACGCAACCAGCUCCAUCCAUGCCAUCCAAGGUAGCAAAGGGGAUAAAGGUGAAGGGAUCGGUAAAGGCACCACCUUGCAUCCGACCCCACCCACUGUAGACUCCCUGAUGGAGAGACAGAAGUUGGAGAAAGGUCUCCAAACGCCACCCAGAUCAACAGAAAAACCAGCCGUGGAAACGCCAGAGAUGAAGCACAUGCAGUUACUCUCAGAAGAUGCUCGCAUCGAGGCACCAAAUUGUGGUUGCCUAGAGAAUGACAUGGACGAGGCACCAUACUACACCCAUCUGGGAACUGGUCCUAACCUACCAGCCAUCAGGGAGCUUGUUGAGAAAAGGAGUGGUUUCCAGGGUAGUCAGGUGAGGAUAGAGAAGGUGGUGUACUCCGGCAAGGAAGGAAAGAGCUCAACGGGAUGCCCCAUUGCAAAGUGGAUCAUCCGAAGGUCAUCGUUGGAUGAAAAGAUCCUUGUCCUGGUUCGACAUCGACCUGGUCAUCGUUGUGACACAUCGUACAUCAUCAUUGCCAUCGUCGCUUGGGAAGGGGUUGACGGCUACGUAGCAGACGACACGUAUGAGAUGCUACGAACGACGCUGCCCAACGGAGCUAUCCCGACUGUAAGGAGAUGUGGGACUAAUGAAGAUAAAACCUGUGCUUGUCAAGGGUUUAGUCCAGAUUCCUGCGGGGCAUCCUUCACCUUUGGCUGUUCUUGGUCCAUGUACUAUAACACCUGUAAGUUUGCUCGAAGCAGGACACCAAGGAAAUUCAAGCUCCUAGAAUCCAACCCAGAAGUGGAGGACAUACUGUCAGACCGCUUCCAGAACCUGGCCACGGACCUUGGUCCUCUCUACAAGCGUCUUGCUCCUGAAUCAUUCAACAAUCAGAUUGCUUUUGAGGAAGAGGCCAAUGAGUGUAGGCUAGGCAAGGAAGCUGGGAGACCGUUCGCUGGAGUGACUGCCUGUAUGGACUUCUGUGCCCAUGCCCAUAAAGACCAACAUAACAUGAACAACGGCUGUACUGUGGUGGUGACGUUAACGAAAGAUGACAUACGGAAUAAACGUCCUGCUCCUGGUGAUGAACAACUCCAUGUCUUACCUCUCUACUACCUUGACAGCACGGAUGAGUUUGGCACAGCGGAGGGUCAGCAGAACAAGGUCCGCAACGGAUCUAUAGAGGUACUCACCCACUAUCGCCACAAGAUCAGAGUGCAUGGUGGAGACCCUGUGGUGCCAAAGGGUGCCAUGAAAUCUAGGAACUCCUCAAGCAGUAACUCCAGUCCAGGAAGAGCCAAAGCUGCUUCUGCUGCAGCUGCUCAGGCUCAGAGAGAACUGGAGAGGGAACGAGAACGGGAGAAGGAGAAGGAAAGGGAAAAGGAACGUGAACGGGAGAGAGAGAGGGAACACGAGAAGAGGGCGGCGGCUGCUGCAGCAGCAGCAGCAGCAUCAUCGUCUCAGAAGGAUGUUAGUGGUGGUCAUGGGAUACCUAAGGUUGAGCAGCCUGUACCCCCGCAUAUGAAUCCCCAGACGAUGCAGAUGUGGCCACACUAUCAGCAAAGCUUGGAGGCAUUGAGAGCUCAAUGGCCAGGGAUGGAGAUACCUCCAGGGUUGGUUGGGGGAUUACGACCUGAAUCUCAUCAUGCUCUUAUGAUGAUGAAUGGACUGCAUCGUGACAUGCUUACACCAGGUGGUUCAAUACCUCCCGAGCUGGCCCACAUGUAUGCUCAUUAUGCUCGCUUCCUAUCCCCCGGGUACAUCCACCCUGCAAUGGCAGACAUCAUGCUUCGAGAGCAGCUUCAGAAUAAUCCUGCAGCCCUUGCAAGAUUCAUGGCUCCAUUUGGCCAGGAUCCCUAUGGAGGAUCAUCAUCAAAUCCUUACAUGCAUCUUGCUGCGCAGUAUGGAGCUGACAUCAAGCCAGAUCCAGCUAUGCUGAACAAUCCUCGACUAGAAGGCUUCUACAGUCCAUACCUGAGUCCUCACUUGACGUCACCUCAAGGAAGGGAAGCAGGCCGUGAAGGGUCUCACCAUCCAAGCGAUGCCUCAAAGUUUCCUUCUCCUACCUUGAAUGGUGUCCGUCCGGAUCCCCAUCACCCUCACACUAGUCAAUCCCACCAUCCAACCUCAUCAUCUUCAGCAACACCAUCUUCAGCAUCAUCUGCUCAGCCGCACCUUCCCUCCUCCCACUCACACAAAGAUGGUAUCUGGAGGCCUCCAAUAUUCCAAGACAGUCCCAAGAAAGAGUCCACCUCUGGAGGUCAUCACCACGGCACCAACAGUAGUUCUCGCCCUCCAGAAUCACGCACCCCUCAGAAGUCACCUGCCUACUCUCCAUCCGUAGACAAAUCCAUCAGACCUGGUGACCCGAGAGACCCUUACAUCUUCAGGGAUGACACUCCUAGUUCCAAGCCAGUCCACCACCAUAAAUCUGAGGGAAAGUCGUCCAAAGUCAAAUCAGAACCCCAUCAUUUCCACCAGGCAACGCACCCUGAGAGACUGACACCUCAUGAAGGCAAAGACAUCAAACCAACCUUGCCGAUACCAAGUCUUCAGGACCCAGCCAACACGCCGCCACCAGCACGUACCGAGGAGGAAUAUUUCUCUGACAGCGAUAAGUGCUUCGAGGACCCAACCAUUGGCGGGGUUGCCAUCGCCCUAACCCAUGGCUCUGUUCUCUUUGAGUGUGCCAAGCGAGAACUGCAUGCUACGACAUCAAUCCUCAACCCCUGCAGGCAGCGGCCAACCCGCAUCAGUCUCGUCUUCUAUCAGCACAAGAGGAUGACGUAUAAGAACCAUGGUUUGGAACUCUACGAGAAGAAGAUGGCUGCACGGUCUCUGGAACAAGAGAACAGUGACUCACCCAGCGGGAAGGGUAAGAAGAAACGACCAGCUUCAACAGACGAUGCUAAUAAGGAAUCGGCCAAGAAGAAGAAGUCGGAGGCUGACAAGUCCCAGAUCCCCACAAAAUGUGCAGUCACUCCUUCCACCAAUACGACGAUUACUUUGGCCUCGUAUGCUUUCCCUACUGUCACCGGGCCCUAUCAAAAAUGGGUUUGAUAAAAGAAUUCAAGCUCAGGUUGUAUCUUAAGGCUUUCAACUGAAAUCAAGACCAGAGCCCUGUAACACAAAACUUAGCGAUUGAUUCUACAAUUGACUUGUACAUUUGAUUGCAUAUAAUGAUCAAUGCAAUCAGUCAUGUGAUCAAUCAUCAACUCUUGUGUUAACAGGGUCCUGGCAUUUUUAACUAUUUGAUUCAGUAAUUCCCGUCAUUCAAAUCGGGAUAUGAUCAUGUUCCAUGUAUCUUACUUUGUGAGUGUCGUGUCUAUGCAGAAAAUGUAUGCAUAAGUCCUCCAUAUGCAAUUGUAUAAGAAAUAAAUAUUAUUUGUCCCUGACAAUAUGAUAAAUGAACAAUCGUAUGUAUUUGUCCCUGGGUGCAAUAUUCAAAGAGUACAUGCACUCUCUAUUUAGACCAUGAUCGUGAUUUUUAAUGACAUGCUUUCUAGCAUCAACUAGAACUGGACCAAAAAAUAAAUUGUAUAAAAGAUUACAAAUAUAGAAUCAAUAUAUAUUUCUGAGAAAAUCACAGAUACGUAAUUGAUAUCAUGAAAUCUGAAAUUCCUAAUGAUCUGUGAAUUAAGAUUUUUUUUUUAUAUGCAUAGGAAUUUUUAAUUGUACAAUAAAGCUGUAUUGUAUGAAUAUGUUUAUGUGUUGGAUAAGUGCUGGCAAUGCAAGUUUAUUUUCCAAAGUAUUUCAUUACACGCUCAAGUGUAUCAUUUGAGUGUUUUAAAUGAUAUUAAGGAAGCUGAAAUGUGUGCGCAUGUAUUGUGAUUUCCCAUAUAUAAAUUAGAGUACAUAUACCUCGAUCAUGCCAUAGUGCUUUUGGUAAGAUACACUGCGUCCCAGAAAAGAAAAGGAAACCGGGAAUCCCAAAGGAAAAUGAAUUAUGAUAUUUCAUUUACAUCAUUAAUAAUAUGAGAUAAACACUUCACACAAAAUAUUUGCUACUAAAGCUUUUGGUCUCAAAGAGCAAAUUCCACUCUUACCAUAAGUAUCAAAUUUAUAGUAAAAACACAUUUUGUAAUUGUGAAGUCUGUUUCUGAAAACAAGGUUUCCUUUUUUUGUGGGACGCACAGUACAUCUCAUGACAGAGAUCGUCAUAAUUUCUAGAGACUCAAGUCAUCUGCAGGUUCAUUUAUUGUCCCGAUCGGUCAGCGUUUCAUAAUGUUUGUUCACACCUACUUCUCAACUUCAAUUCCUUUUCUUUUCUCACUUUUUUUUUAAGAAAACGUUAGUUCCAAGUUCAUUUUAGUUUUUUAUCUUCGUUUUCAGUUUUGUGUCUACAUUUUUAAAUAUAUUGAAAAUGCUGCUGCUCCGUACUUUAUGGAAUUGAAAAAUGAAAUAUUGAUUUGUGUCCUUAUGAAUAGUUUUCUUUAAAAUGGUCAUUUAUAUCAAAAGGAGAAAUGCCAAGAAAGUUUGACAAAAAAUUAGAAUGUUAAUAAGAUAAAGAGAGAAUGAAUAUUGGUCAGUAUCAGAUAACAUAGGGGCAUUGCUGCUCUGCAGUUGACUCCUGGAAGUGCCCCAUUUUUUGGAAUGUUUGAAGCAAGUUUGAACCUCACUAGCUGAAACUUUAUGUUGAUGUUUGCCUGUCAUAGCAACAAGCAUUUAUAUGGUCCAAAUAGUCAGGAUUAUGACCAAUUUUUUUUAAAUAUCGAUAAAUGGUUAAUCCUGUCAAAUUCAAUCACUCAGAAAUCUGAAAAUGUUUAUAAAAUUUUUAUUAUUCAAUAAAACCUCUCUUUUUAAAUUUGCAAUUACCUAUACAUUUCAAAUAUUGCAAAUUUACAAUUUAAUACAAUUCGUGAAACAACCCCUUUGGCCUUGAUCUAUUGGAAAAUGAUAAUUUCAACAAACAUUGUAGUGCUUUCAAUUAUUUUCUUGAAUAUUUUCUGAGUAUUUAUUAUUAUUCAGCCAUCUUAUUUAUAUUGUUGUGCAGUGAUCUGUUAUUUCUGUGAGUUAUAUAAGGCCCACUCUCUAUAAUCAGUUGUACACUCAAGUUUCUGGAGACCCCAUAGAAAUGUUUAUUUCUUUAACAUUUGAUGAUCCAAAUAUUUAAGAUUAAUAGAUAGUACAUUUUUUUUAAUCAAAGAGUUACCAAGGAUGAAUUAAAAUCAUGAAACAGCGAGACUGGACUUGAUUUAUCUACCCAGAAUAAAAAUUAUGAGAAUUUCACCCCAGGAAAGGGGAUAAUCUGUUAGUUUAGCAAUGCGUGUGUUCAACUUAUUAUCAAUGUGCAAAAUUCGCUUGUAAAGUGUUUCUUAAAAUUGUAUAUAUCUGUAAAGUUUUGAUUAGUUCAAUAUUGUGAUAUCACUGAGAUUCUUUCAGUAAACUAUUUGAAAUUUUUUCAACUGGAAUUUUACAAUCAACUGCUGGGCUUUUGAAAAGCCAGCAGAUUUUAGAGAAAUUUUUGUCAAUUUUUAAUGAAAUGAUUGAAAAAAUGCUGUAUAUAUGUAUUAUGAACAGGUUGGGAGCUGGUUUUAUGUGUGUACAUUUUAUGGAUAGAAUAUUGUGUAGAUAUAGACAUGAGACUCGCAAGGGAUAUGGGGAUCUAAACAUUUGAAAAAUUCUUCAAUUUUAAUUAAUGACAAUUUUAUUGAAUAAUUGACUCAAUUGAUUUCAUUGUAAAAUGUGAUUUCCCUUCUCUACAAGUGAGUUUUGUUUUGUUGUGUGUGUAUUAUGUAUUUGUGUGUGUAAAAUGUUUAAAUAUUGCAUCAAUUAUGAUGAAUGGAUUUCAAUUUCUUGUAGUUAAGUGAAGAGAAAUUAUGUGAUUCUUUUGUUAGGUGAGCUCGGCUAAUUUGUCUACCAAAAUUAAAUUUGAAUGUCUGAUUUAGACAUCUCUUCUCAAGA